Molecule: messenger RNA, 1652 nt
Organism: Rubroshorea leprosula
Lineage: Eukaryota; Viridiplantae; Streptophyta; Magnoliopsida; Malvales; Dipterocarpaceae
Source: the annotation of a GenBank genome assembly
CUCCAUACCUACCCAAAAUUAAACAGCCUUCUGAAUUGUGACUCUAUCCAGAACUAUUUCUAUGGCGGAAACAAAGAAAACCCAUGUUGCUGUCCUACCUACUCCUGGGAUGGGUCAUCUCAUUCCUCUCGUUGAGUUGGCGAAGCGACUUGUUCGCCUCCACAACAUCUCUGUCACAUUCAUCAUCCCUACCAACGGACCUCCCUCCAAAGCCCAGAAGUCAGUUUUUGACUCUCUCCCUGCUUCAAUAGACUCUGUUUUUCUCCCUCCGGUUAACUUGGGUGACGUUUCCGAGGACACCAAAAUCGAAACUCUAAUUUCCCUCACCAUCGUUCACUCCCUUCCGUUGCUUCGCGACGUCUUGAAGUCGUUGGCGGAGAAGACCCGGUUAGUGAGCUUGGUCGUCGAUCUUUUCGGCACCGACGUGUUUGAUGUCGCCAGAGAAUUCAACAUUUCACCCUACAUUUUUUUCCCAUCCACGGCGAUGGCCUUGUCUCUGUUUCUUUAUCUGCCUAAACUCGACGAAACGGUGCCGGUCGAGUAUAGAGACUUGACGGAACCGGUGAAGAUACCCGGAUGCAUACCGAUUCACGGCAAGGAAUUACUCGACCCCGUUCAAGACCGUAAAAACGAAGCCUACAAAUGGGUCCUUCACCACACCAAAAGGUAUAGAUUAGCCGGCGGAAUCAUGGUCAAUAGCUUCAAGGAAUUGGAAGCAGGGGCGAUAAAAGCUCUGCAAGAGAAAGAACCGGGUAAGACACCCGUUUACCCGGUCGGACCGCUCGUCAAUGUGGAUCCUAGUACCAAAGCUGAUGCGGCCGAGUGUCUGACGUGGCUGGACGGACAGCCACAUGGCUCUGUUCUAUAUGUGUCGUUCGGGAGCGGCGGGACCCUGUCGUCCGAGCAGGUCGAUGAGUUGGCUCUUGGACUGGAGAUGAGCGAGCAGAGAUUUUUGUGGGUCGUGAGGAGCCCAAAUGACAAGGUGGCCAGCGCUACAUAUUUCAGCGUAAACAGUCGAAUGGAUCCUUUUGAUUUUCUACCCAAGGGCUUUUUGGAGCGGACCAAGGGGAGGGGCUUGGUUGUGUCGUCAUGGGCACCACAGGCCCAGGUGCUGAGCCACGGCUCCACCGGUGGGUUCCUCACGCAUUGUGGGUGGAACUCAACCUUAGAGAGCGUCGUGAACGGCGUGCCGGUUAUUGUUUGGCCGCUCUACGCCGAGCAGAAGAUGAACGCCGUGAUGCUGACGGAGGACAUAAAGGUAGCAUUGAGACCAAAAGCCAACGAAAAUGGGGUGGUGGGCCGGGAGGAGAUUGCCAGAGUAGUGAAAGGUUUAAUGGAAGGUGAAGAAGGAAAGAAGGUCCGUUACAGAAUGAAGGACUUGAAGGAAGCCGCCGCAAAGGUACUUAGCCACGACGGCUCCUCCACCAAGGCUCUGGCGGAUGUGGUUCACAAGUGGCAAAAUUGUUAGACCGUAUCUGUCUCUAUGAUUUCCGUAUCCAUUUUCCUUUUUUUUCUUUUUUAACUUCUUAUGUUUCUCAGUGUAGACUAAUUAAGGUCGUCUCAUGUGAAUGUGACUAAUUAGGUCUAUGUGCAUUUGGUUGUGAUUAUGGGUACUAAUGGAAGUGUCAAGUUAUUAAAAUUAUGUUAAAAAA